Messenger RNA from Calypte anna (Anna's hummingbird), 7392 nucleotides. It is a transcript of the gene NALF2, whose product is annotated as family with sequence similarity 155 member B. Gene Ontology annotation, biological process: calcium ion import across plasma membrane. Gene Ontology annotation, molecular function: stretch-activated, monoatomic cation-selective, calcium channel activity. NCBI's taxonomy places the organism in Eukaryota, Metazoa, Chordata, Aves, Apodiformes, Trochilidae. The record is from RefSeq and is a predicted model, not a curated record. Gene Ontology annotation, cellular component: plasma membrane.
AUGAUCCGCGGCGCCUGGAUGUACCCCCGCGGGGGCGCCGGCGGCGGGGCGGUGUGCUGCGCGCCGCGCCGCAGCGACAAGCCGGUGGCCGACCCCGAGCGGGCGCAGAAAUGGCGCCUCUCGCUGGCUUCGCUCCUCUUCUUCACCGUCCUCCUCUCCGACCAUCUGUGGCUCUGCGCCGGGGCCAAGCUGCGGGCGCGGGAGCGGAGCGGCGCCGGGAGGCCGCGGGGCCGCGGGCCGCGGGCCUUGCUGGCGGCCGAACCGGCGGGCGGGAGCUGCGAGGCCUUGCUGGGCAACCUCAGCCGGGCCCCCGGCCCCGCCGGGCCCUGCCCCGCCGCCCGCGGCGACCUGGACUCGGCCUGCGCCCGGCUGCAGGCCCUGCAGCGCCCGCGGGGCUCCCCGGCCGGCGCGCCCCUCCGCUCGCCCCCCGCCGCCAACCCCUUCUUCGCCUCUCCCUCCUCCAAGAGGACCUUCCUGCAGGCUUACUUUCGGAACUUCAACCUCUCCUUUUGUGAUACUUACACGAUCUGGGACCUGCUGCGGGAGAUGGCCGGCCCGGACGGCCUGGACUGCAGCCUGGACAACCUGAUGGUGGACUUGGUGGUGGCGGCGGCCGGGGCGCUGGGCGGAGGGGCCUGUAGCAGCUGCGUCCAGGCCUACCAGCGGCUGGACCAACACGCUCAGGAAAAAUACGAGGAGUUCGACCUCUUGCUGGAGAAGUACUUGCAAUCGGAAGAGUACUCGGUCAGAUCCUGCCUGACGGACUGCAAGGCUGUCUACCAAGGCCUGGCUCUGCUCCGAGUAUUUCAACGUGACCCAACACAGUGCCGGACACCGGAUCCCAUGCAAGCAAUACUGCCUGGAGGUGCAGACCAGGUGGCCCCUUUGUCUUACCAGACAAUGAUUGAGCUGAUCUAUGGAGGUUUGCCUGGCUUCAUCUGUACAGGGCUGCUGGAGAACCAGCUGCCCAACGAGGAGGCCAAGUGCUGUGAGGUGCAAUGGGACUCCUGCGACCACCCCCCAGACAGCACGGACGACACAUCCCCCAAUCCCACAGCCCUCCGAUCCCUCCAUUCUCUUACCCGCCACGACCCCCUCCAUCACCAGCGGCAGAACCACUACCACCUCUACCACCACUACCAGUUACCACCAGCCCCACCCUCAUCCUUGCUGCCGGUCCUCCGCAGCGUCUCGCCGGGCAGCAGCAGGAUCAGACUCUGCGUUGCUGGUCCCCUGAUGCUCCUCCCACACCUUGGUUGUCCCUUCUUCCAGCGUGCACGGCGGGCGGCGGGGCGGCCGGCGGGGGGCUCAGCCCCGGAGGGUCCUUGGCCCGCCUGGGAGAGCGGGGGGGAAGGGUGUUGGCACGGGACGAGUUGACCGGGCAGGGCAGAGCCAACCUCCCAAGAAGAAUGCCAGAUCUUUUCCCAACGACAGGGGGGGGCACCCACGCUAUUCCUCCAAUGGGAGGCCACGGGGAUCGGGGGUGACGCACACUGCCCCCCCGGGGGUCCCCCCCAGAGCUGCUCGCCGCGGGCAUCCCCGUGAUGAAGAGUCCCUAACGCGCACAGGAGCUGCGGGACUCGGCUCUGAGACAGGGUUCGGUCAGUAGCACCAGGCAGCAGGAGGUAGGGCAGGGGGCUGGGGGGGGGUGGAGGGGAGGGGUUCCCUUUGGAAGAGGGGUGUGUGUCCCAUCCCUCUCCCCCCAGCCCCGGGACUGCCGCCCGCCGCGAGUGCCUUGGGUGCCCGCCGCCAUGCCGAGGGGUCGAUCGUCAGCCCUCAGCCCUGGUUCUUUUCCUCCUCGGUCUGUAAAAUCCCAGGUGGGCAGGGCAGGCAGCACCUUCUGGGCACAGCCCUGUCCCCCCACUCCAUGGCCCCGGGGAUACAGCCCACCAGUGGAGGCAGAGCCACCCCCGGGGGUGGCAUCAUCCUCGGUGUGACCUUCCCUCCGCACAGCCCGGGCUUGUCCCCUUGCUGGUGGGUUUGGGGGAGAGGAGCAGGAUGGCAGUGUGCUAUAACUGUGGAUUUCUCUGGGUUUGUCUCCUCACAGUCCCAACCUGAAGCCUCCAGCCUUGCCUCUCCUGCUCUUCUGUGCAAGGAGGUGUAAGGGAGGGAGGAGGCAGGGAGCAGGAGGGACCAUCCCAACCUCCCACAUCCCAAUUUGCUCAGCGUCCUGAUGAUUUGGUUUAACCUUUUUUUUUUGCUUGCUUGCUUGAUGAGAGUGCUGGUCUCUGAGAGGAGUUAGGGAGAUGUGGCUCCAGCAGUGCAGGGCAGUGGGAUGCAGCAUGGGUGCAGGCAUCCGAAAGCAUCCUGCCAUGCUGCCCCAGCCACAAACCAGCAGCUGGAUGGCAGAAGGACUGGGAAAAGGGCUGGAGAAAUCUGGCUUGUAGGGAGCAUCUCCGUGCAAAGAAGAGGCACUGAUAAAGCUGGGGAAGAGAGAUUUUGUGAGUACUUUCUAUCCUGUGGAUCUUUUCCACAUUAGAAAUUUCCAGGAGCCCCUCUGGGACAGCUGGUCCCAGUCAGACAAGGUGCCUCAUUUAGCUCACUUAUUUUUUUUUAACCUGAGCUCAGCAUAUCCAGGGAUUCAGCCCCAACAGACAUCAGAUCCUGCUUUCCUUAUCCUCCCAAAAUUUCCUCCACUCACUAGGAACUGUUCUAGCAGGAAUACUGGUGCAUGGGGGAUGGCUGCACACCAGAGAGGGUAAGUUCAUUCUGAGGAAGGAGGAAAGUGUGUUUCAGCUUGGUCAGCUGCAAGAUGUCCUGGUUGUAGUGGGGAAGUGACCCUGCUCCCUUGCCUGCAGAGGACAUGUGAUGGUCCCUGUUUCUAGGUUGCUUCCUUGAUGGGGGCUGGAGCCCAGGCUGGAUCCCUGCAGCCUUGCAGCCUGCUGGAGCAGGAGGGGAUGUCCUGCUGCAUCUCAAACCCAUCCCAGAUUCCUGUGAGGAUCCAAGAAGUUGAGGGCUGCAAGAGUUUUGGGGUUACUGCUCUGUUGGGGUGAAGCAAAGCCACACAGAGCCCCAUGAGCAAAGCUGCUUCCUACCCGGCUGGAAGAAGGAAGCACAGGGCAUCUCCUGGGAAGGACAGGGUUCCUGGCCUUUCCAAACCAUUUCCAGACCAAGAGGCUCUGAGAGGCAGCUGAAUGUUUCAUUUCUGCUUUGACUUGAAUCUCAGAGCUCUGGGGUGAUGUUUACACCUUCACAGUUGCCUGUUAACCAAAGUCCUGCAGAUCCCAAGCCAGUGACCCCGCUGUCCCUCGGUGGCCGGGCUGGGAGAGGUGAUGCUCAUGGGGGAUGCAGGGAGGUUUUCCCCAGCAGAUCUCUUUGCUCUUGCCACCCAGGGAAGGGAGGACCCUUCUAGUUCUGUUAUUCCUCUCAGCAUCCCUAGAUUUCCAGUCUAGUUUACACCUCUCUGAGAUCCUGGGCGUGCAGUCCCUCAGCAAAGAGGGACCCAACUCCCUGGUUUGCUGAGGAAUGAGCCCUGUGGCUGCUUUGAUGAUGAGGAGGAACAAUCAGCUGGAGGAAGGGAGGCACAGUCCUGUGCCUGCCUCCAGACAGCCCCAUCCAGCCCCUGCUGAAGGAAAUUAGAUUUUUCAUGCACUGCCAAGAGUUAAGCUAAUUCCAGGCGCCUCUCUCGGAGAUAGGCUGCAUCCAAUCUUCCAACAACUCAUCUAGAGAGAGAAGAAUAGCCCAGUGUGGUGCGUCAGCGAGUGGCCCUGAGUCACUGGCCCUGCUCAUUGUCUCUUCUGAGACACUGAGCAGUGCCCCAGCUCCCUCCUCUCUGCCAUCCAUCCCUCUGACUCCAGAGCCUCCUCCUGGGGCCUCUGUGCCCUCCUGCUCACCUUGAAGGUCUUCUGCUCCACCAGGGAGCAGAGCCACAGCCCCAGGUGUUGGUGGCAGUGAGGGCUGUGGUGGUUUCUGGUGGCACCAAGGUGUGGUGAUGGGUGGCUCCUGCAGAGUGAGGUCCCGAGGUAUCCUCAGGUUCUGGUGGGAUAACCCGGGACAAAUGGUGUCACCUCCCGUAGUCUCAUCCCAGGACCACCUCAAACCCAGGGUCUUGGGUGUGAUUCCUGGGAUGUUGUUGUGUCAGCUGGGCUGGAACUGGAGCAGAUCCACACGUUUCCCAAGGGGUGGCUUCCCAGGAGGUGCAGAGGGGGGGUGAAGGUGCCAGGGGGUGAGCAGGGGUGUGGAGCAGGCGCCGGGCUGGGAUUUUUACCUAGUGUGACUGGAAGGAAAGUGCUGAGUCUUCACAGAGCAUGGCUUUUGGAAGGAGUUCUUUUAUUUAGCAAGUCUGGGCUGCUGUCAAUAAGUUCUGUGGUUUUAGGGCACCAUAUGCUGUAUUCAACACUUUGCCAAUCUCGUUAAGUGGAUCCAGAUGAGGCUGUGCACAGACCAGGCAGGAGCAGCUGGAAGCAGUGGAUGUCCCAGUCCAGCAUUAUAAGGCUGUCAGAUAAAAAUCUUCUCUUUGGUCUGACAUUACAACCUUAACAAUCCUCCAUCCACGUUAGCUUUCCCUUUGCUCUACAAGAGAAAAAAAGAAACACCAGAAAGGAGAUGUUAACAUCAUCCCAGUGAAUGCCACUGAUGUGAUUUGUAUUAAAUCAUGGCAUGGAUGUGCCUGGGGUAGGGUGAGGAAGGGUUUUCCUUUGCCCUGUCCCUGCAGGUACACUUCAACCCCAGCCCCUCUUGUGCCCUGCAGACCAGAGCCAGGUUCCUGCAGCCACCUGGGACCUUGGAGAACACCAGGAUUUAUCCCACCAGGAAUUUAAACCCAAGGUGCUUUCAGCUCUUCAGUCCAACCAUUUUAGAUCUUCUCGCCUGUGAAGGUACCACGUGUUGGGAAUAACAUGGAAAACCCAACCUUCCCUUCAGUGGAUGGAUUUCUCUCUGCUGGGAGAAGAAUUCCCAUCGGGAAGGGGUGAUUCCUGCCAGGCAAGGCUGGGGGAGCUGAGGGGUGAUGCUGUCUCAGGGGCUUCAGGAAGGAGAUAGCUGGGUCCUGCCUGGCUGGAGCACCAGUCCUGGGUUUUGCACAACUGCCAGUUGUACAAAUUAAUUAAAAAUAACUGAAGAAAAAUCCCAAAGAAAGGCCCUGCUUCCUCUGGUGAAGAUUAAUCAUUAGUUGAGCCUUUUUCUUAUGAAAAUACAGAUCCAUGGUAGCCCCAGGCAAAAGAUUCCCAGGGAGAGCCCUCACCAUUCGUGCUCUGAGUUAGGGAAAUCGCUUUGAAAGCAUCUGACAACUAAAGCAGAACAUGUUGAGUAACUUGGCAACACUCAGAAAACAUCUUGAAAUGGUUUUUGUUCAACACAUUUUGCUUUGCUUCAAUAGGAGAUGUCAGGGCAGUUCAUUCACUGCCACUCAGGACUGCAGGCGAUGCUGGGAGGCGGCUCCUCUGCCCCCGUUUGAAAGAAAAAAUGAAAAUCCCUGAUAUCUGCUGCUCCCGGGGUCGGAUCCUCCUUGGUGGUGGGAUGGAGCUUCCCAUUGCCAUGUCCCUUAGGACCAGGCCACGUUGGCAGGAGAGGUGGGUGAUUGCCAGCAGGGAGCAGGGCCCGUGGCGUGGCCAGAGGGACAGGGUCUGCAGGAGGGGACGCUGCCUGCUGCUCGGCGUGGGGACUGAAGGCUCUGCCCCAGCAAGGCAUGCAGCACCUUGUGAUAAAUCCCAGUUUGAUACCUCCCUCCCACCUCGGACAGGAAUGCCUGUAGAGAUUGGUAGGGACACGAUCGGGAUAGAGGGAUACUUGGUUUCUGUGAAAUUCCCUGUUAAAACCCAUGUGACGUGCCAGACAAAUUUGUUUAUAGACUUUCUGAGCUGCCCCGUGGAUACAAAUCUCUCUUAAAUUAUCCUUCAAAGGUUGGGAAGGGCAGCCUCUGGUGUUCAGGCAGAGCUUUAAUAACCAUCUCCUCCAGCCCAUCAAUCAAAGUCAGUUCUUGCCAUCCCAGGGAGGGGUGACAUUACGAAACCCCGUGGUCACCCCUUCUCCCCCUGCUCAGGGCUCCUGGAUCCCCCCAGCUCAUGGUGGGCUGCAGGGGUCCAGGCACCAUCGAGCUGUGAAGGUUUCCAGUCUGGGGGGCUCUGAUCACACCCUCCCUGCAGCCCCAGGCUCCAUCUCAACCAACCAAGCCAGCACCAAGCCAUGGCUGAGCAUCCUCCAAAAACGGGGCAGGCUCCACCACCCCCUGCUCCUUUCUGGGGUCCCAGCUGUGGUGGGUGCUGGGUGGGGAGCACUGGGUGAAGGGGAAGGAAGGGUUUUACCUCCACCCUGGGGGUGCAGGGCUGCCCCCAGCCCCUGCCAGGGGGAUCAGCAGCUCCAGGGUGAUUCCCCAAAGGGGACCCUCUGUUCAUUCUGGAUGAUGGGAGCAAAGGAAAUGCUGUGGCCAGAAGUGAAGGGUAAAUCAUUUUCAAACGAGGACCUUAAAAAUAAGAAUAAUAAAUAAUCCCUUUUUAAAAAAUGGGGUUUUAUCAGCCCUCUCAGCCCCCAGAGCCAGGAUGUGUGACCAAACCCCAUUCCUCCACGUCCCUUCCCAGGCUGCGUGUCCAUGUCUUGUACUUGUGUUUGAAAGAAGGGCUCAGGAGUGGUUUCCAGCCUCGUUAGCAUUUUAUGCUGAUCCUUUUUUCAGGCCAAGCAGUCGACAGCUUCGCUUGUUGUAAACUGGAGCUCAGAAAAAAAAAAAAAAAGGGUUUGGCUUAUGAAAUUUGGGUUUGGUUUUACCAUUUUUAAAUGUAUUUGGGAACUGUACGUGCUCGAGUUUGCAAAACAAAAGACAUUUCAAGCCAGACAGUUUUGUUGUUUUUUUUUUUUUUAAUUUUGAAACUUGUCAAAACAAGCCAUAUUGAUAAUUAUGACCAGUUUUUUGCUUUUUUUUUUUCCAAUUGAGAAAUGGAUCAAAAGCAGUCCUUUCCCACAAAACCUUUCAUUUUCAAAAAAUAAAAUUGAAAAAAAAAAAAAAAAACCAACAACCAAACACACACAAAAAAGACACUUUUUCUGCUCGCGCAGUUGGAACUGGUGGCAGUGGAUUCGGAGAGAAUAGCAAUUUGUAAGGAAUUCCAACCAGCUCUACUUAAAAUAGCAUCCAGCCAAUUUCUUGGGGGCAGGAGGCUGAAGCUGCUCCGUGGUGAAAGGGAACUGGAAAGCUGCCUGGGAUGGCUCCAGCCCCGGGUCACACACCUGGGGAACCACAUGGACACCUUCCCCUUGGCAGCUGCCUGCUGAGCUUCCCCUUCUUCUCCAGCCCUCUCACCAACAUCUCUUUUUCUUUUCCCAACCCAACUGAACCCAGCUUCCUCCCACCUUGGAGAUGCUCAGGCUGGAAGUUGGGGGAUGGCCACAAACCCGGGGAGCUUCCCUGUGCUCCUGGGGGCUUCAGGGGGGAAGAAACUCAGUGUGGGGAAGAACUCAGUG